AUGAAAGGCGAGAAGGACUGUGAAGCGCAAAUAGCGAUCGCACGUUCGUACAUCAACUCUGCUUGUGAUAAAAUCUGGAUCGAAGGUAAAGAAGCGCUCAAUAGCUACGGAGAAGGAUGGAAAGCUUACGAUACGCUUGCUUUCGACUAUGAAAAGAAUACAACGUCUUUAAUGGACACAAAAUCGGCACGCAUAUUAGGUGGGCAAUACAAGAUUACUGAAACAUUUGCUUUACGUCUCGGUAUAGCUUACGGAAUUACACCCGUGCAGGACGGCUAUAUGACGCCGGAGACGCCGGAUGCCAAUAGAAUUAAUUAUACGAUUGGUUUA
Molecule: messenger RNA, 330 nt
Organism: Ostertagia ostertagi
Lineage: Eukaryota; Metazoa; Nematoda; Chromadorea; Rhabditida; Trichostrongylidae
Source: the annotation of a GenBank genome assembly